AAAUAACUUAAAAACCGGCCUCUUCUUUUUAACAGAUUGAUCUGGAGAUGGAAGGAAUGAUUCUAGUGCAUGUCUUCGUGUUUCUUGUCGCACUUAUCUCCUACAUUUUCAUAAGAAGGAACCGAAGGGAUAUGGCUAAGCUCCCUCCAGGUUCACUCGGCUGGCCAUAUAUUGGGGAAACACUUCAACUCUACUCUCAAGAUCCAAACGUCUUCUUUGCUAACAAACAGAAAAGGUAUGGUGAAAUCUUCAAGACCCACAUCUUGGGCUGUCCUAGUAUUAUGUUGGCUAGCCCUGAGGCAGCUCGGUUCGUGUUGGUCACCCAAGCCCAUUUGUUCAAACCGACUUAUCCUAAAAGCAAAGAGAACUUGAUCGGCCCUUUGGCAUUGUUUUUCCAUCAAGGGGAGUACCACACUCGCCUAAGGAAGCUAGUUCAAGGCUCGUUAUCGCUUGACAAUCUCCGUGGUUUGGUCUCAGAUAUUGAAGCAAUAUCAGUCUCCACCUUGAACUCAUGGACAGACGGCCACAUCGUCAACACGUUUUAUGAGAUGAAAAAGCUAUCCUUUGAGGUUGGAAUACUCGCUAUAUUCGGACACUUGGGGACCAGCCAAAAAGAGCAACUAAAGAGAAACUACAGCAUCGUAGAUAAAGGUUACAACUCUUUCCCGACGAAAUUACCAGGCACCCCCUUCAAAAAGGCUAUCAUGGCCAGGAGACAGCUGCAGAAGAUUUUAAGUGAACUCAUUUCGAAGAGGAAAGAAAAGACGUCAAUAGAGAAAGACCUGUUGGGAUGUCUGCUGAACUCCAAAGAUGAGAAGGGUGAAAUCUUGAGUGAAGAUCAGAUUGCCGAUAACAUCAUCGGAGUUCUGUUUGCUGCUCAAGACACCACAGCCAGUGCAAUGACCUGGAUUCUCAAGUACCUGCAUGAUCACCCGAAACUUCUAGAGACAGUAAAGGGUGAGCAGAAGCUAAUCCACCAGCUUAAUGAUGAGGCUAAUCUUCAGUUGACAUGGACUCAGACAAGAAAUAUGCCGAUUACUCACAAGGUGAUAUUGGAGAGCUUGAGGAUGGCAAGCAUUAUAUCAUUCACAUUUCGAGAGGCAGUUACUGAUGUAGAAUACAAGGGCUUCCGAAUACCAAAAGGCUGGAAGGUCAUGCCUUUAUUUAGGAAUAUCCAUCACAAUCCUGAAUUCUUUCCUAAUCCUCGGGAAUUUGAUCCUUCACGAUUCGAGGUUGCACCAAAGCCCAACACAUUUAUGCCGUUUGGAAGUGGAGUCCAUGCUUGUCCUGGAAAUGAGCUUGCUAAGCUAGAAAUGCUCAUUAUGGUUCACCAUCUAGUCACCAAGUACAGAUGGGAAGUGGUGGGAUCUGAAAGUAGGAUUCAGUAUGGUCCAUUUCCAGUCCCAAUGCAUGGACUUCCAGCCAGAUUUCUGAAGGAAUCUACCUAG
Molecule: messenger RNA, 1448 nt
Organism: Cynara cardunculus var. scolymus (artichoke)
Lineage: Eukaryota; Viridiplantae; Streptophyta; Magnoliopsida; Asterales; Asteraceae
Product: abscisic acid 8'-hydroxylase 4
Exons: 9
Coding region: 48-1448 (466 amino acids)
Biological process (GO): sterol metabolic process
Molecular function (GO): (+)-abscisic acid 8'-hydroxylase activity; heme binding; iron ion binding
Source: RefSeq, a predicted model, not a curated record